AUGCAAGUUGGAUCUCCUCUUGAACAGAGUGCACAGGAGACCAAUGAUGCAGGCAGGGCCUUCGGGAUCGCCACACCUGGCGAUCAGCACAAAGGGAAAAAGUUUUGUCCUUUGACUCCCGUCCUUGUUUAUCCUUCUAGUUUCCAAAGCUCAGGAGUCACCCUGGAGGAGAGACACAGAGAGAGCUGGAGUCAUGUUAGCCUUCUGGAAGGAGAAAAAGAAGCUGUGUCGGGGCUCAGCAGUAACGACGCCUCCACAGAAGAAGAUGAUGGGGAGCCCAAAGUCUGCCGUGUGUGUGGAGACAGGGCCACCGGUUACCACUUCAAUGUUAUGACCUGUGAAGGGUGCAAGGGAUUUUUCAGGCGAGUCAUGAAACGGAACGUUCGGUUGAGAUGCCCCUUCCGGAAGGGCACUUGUGAAAUCACCCAGAAGACCCGGAGGCAGUGCCAGGCUUGCCGCCUUCGCAAGUGCCUGGAUAGUGGAAUGAAGAAGGAAAUGAUCAUGUCUGAUGCAGCAGUAGAGCAGAGGAGAGCUCUGAUCAAGAGAAAAAAGAGAGAACAAUUGGGGACUCAGGCUCCAGAAGUGAAAGGAUUAACAGAGGAGCAGCAGAAGAUGAUCCUGGAGCUUAUGGAUGCUCAGACGAAAACCUUUGACACCACAUUCUCCCAUUUCAAGGAUUUCUGGCUGCCAGGGGUACAGAGAAGUAACCCUGAGAUUCCCAAGCCCAUUGCUGCCAGUUCAGAGGAAGAAGCGGCCAAGUGGAACAGCAUCACCAAAGAGCUCUGCCCCAUCUCUCUACGGCUGCAGGAUGAAGAUGGCAGCAUUUGGAACUACAAGCCCUCAGCAGAUAGGUCAGGGAAAGGGAUCAUUUCCUUGUUGCCCCACAUGGCUGACAUGUCAACCUACAUGUUCAAAGGCAUCAUCAAUUUUGCCAAAGUCAUCUCCUACUUCCGAGAAUUGCCUAUUGAGGACCAGAUUUCGCUCCUGAAAGGGGGCACGUUUGAGCUGUGCCUCCUGCGCUUCAACACAGUGUUCAACGCAGAGACGGGGUCCUGGGAUUGUGGUCGGCUCUCCUACUACUUAGAAGACCCUGCAGGGGGCUUGCAGCAACUUCUCCUACAGCUGCUGAAAUUCCACUACAUGCUGAAGAAGCUGCAGCUGCAUAACGAAGAGUAUGUGCUGAUGCAGGCCAUCUCCCUGUUCUCCCCAGAUCGACCGGGUGUGGUCCAGCGCUGUGUAGUGGAUCAGCUGCAGGAGAGAUUCACCAUGGCGCUGAAAGCCUACAUCGAAUGCAAGCGGCCUCAGCCGGCUCACCGUUUCCUGUUUCUGAAGAUCAUAGCCAUCCUCACGGAACUCCGAAGCAUCAACGCCCAGCACACCAAGCAACUGCUGCAGAUUGAGAACAUCCAUCCCUUUGCUACCCCUCUCAUGCGGGAGUUAUUCAGCAUAAUAGACAGCUGAACAGCCCCCUCACUUUGAAGGCUGCCCGGGACCAAGCAGGCAGAAUACCUUUGACAGCAGCAAGCUCUGGCUAUCAGCCUUUGGAUGGACAGAAAUCAGCAAGAAUCAAGAUCUCUCCGUGGUCUGAUCUGCAGGGUCCAGCCUUAGCCUCUUGGAUUGGUCCUAGAGUCCAUUCAGGGCUCAGUCCCAUCUGACUUUCCUGGAGAAAAGUGAUUGUUUUCCUCUCAGUUUGUAAUUCUACCUCACCCUUCAUUUGUAGAUAAUGAAGCAUUUGGCAUAGUAACUCCCUGGCUUAUGAGUGCUGCAGUAGGGCAGAACAGAAGAGAUGCUGCUGGUCCAGAGAUGGAAUUCCAGUGAGACAUGUAGUGAUACCCUAUGAGCAGGAGAUGGGCAGAUUCAAGGCUCAGCUUUGGGUCUGCGGGACUACACCUAUGUUCAUUAGUACCUCAUUCAUUACUUUCCAUUCUUGUUCCCAAUUCUCCCUACAUAAACCCAGUCUCCACCUUUUCCCAUCUACUUCUCAAGAUUAUCUUGCAAGGAUUUAGCAAUUAAAAUUACACAAGGGAAGGGAAUGGGAAGAAGAAAGGAGAGGAAAGGAAAGGAAAGGGAAAGGAAAUGAAAGGGAAGGAAAAGAAAGGAAAGGAAAGGAAAGGAAGGAAAAGGAAAAGGAAAAGGAAAAAAAAGAAGAGAGGGGAGAAAGGAGAAAGGACAAAGGAAAAAGAAAGAGAAAGGAGAAAGGAGAAGCCAUAUUGCCCAACUGGCCAAUUCCAAAUAGGUCCUCACUGGGGCAUCUCCUCCUCCUAUAUGUCAUAGUUUUAGAACUAGAAAAGACCUUUGAAGCUAUCUAGCCCAAUUCCUUCAUUUCAUAUAUAGACAAGGAAAUUUGGAUAGAGAGGUGAUGUGAGCCAACCUGGUCACACAGCAAGAUAGUGGGAGAGCUAAGAUUUAAAUUCAAGUCUCCUGAUUUCUUAGGCCAUUAUUUCUCCUUCUACAUAUAUCAUGCUACUUAGUUUUCUCCUUUUUCUUCUGGGGGAAUGGUACAAAUAGAAAAGGGAAAAUUGAAAUUUAUGGAAUAUUUUUUUUUAUCCUUUGUAAAUUUAAAAGUCACUAUUGUUUUAGGAACAUAAAAAUGUAUCAUGUAUGUUUUGGCUUGUUCAUAAAAUGACAAUAUACCUGCUUGGGAUAUUAAAUUAAAAUUCUAGUCUAUUCA
This is a messenger RNA of Antechinus flavipes (yellow-footed antechinus), 2671 nucleotides long. It is a transcript of the gene NR1I2, whose product is annotated as nuclear receptor subfamily 1 group I member 2. NCBI's taxonomy places the organism in Eukaryota, Metazoa, Chordata, Mammalia, Dasyuromorphia, Dasyuridae. Gene Ontology annotation, biological process: negative regulation of transcription by RNA polymerase II; positive regulation of transcription by RNA polymerase II; cell differentiation. The record is from RefSeq and is a predicted model, not a curated record. Gene Ontology annotation, molecular function: nuclear receptor activity; zinc ion binding; RNA polymerase II cis-regulatory region sequence-specific DNA binding.